Papilio xuthus (Asian swallowtail) is the source of this 739-nucleotide messenger RNA. RefSeq lists its product as uncharacterized. Bases 74 to 619 code for a protein of 181 amino acids. NCBI's taxonomy places the organism in Eukaryota, Metazoa, Arthropoda, Insecta, Lepidoptera, Papilionidae. The record is from RefSeq and is a predicted model, not a curated record. The transcript is spliced from 5 exons. Gene Ontology annotation, cellular component: extracellular region. Gene Ontology annotation, biological process: innate immune response; central nervous system formation. Gene Ontology annotation, molecular function: Toll binding; growth factor activity.
UUUGAUUUUAUAUAUACUUAUCUUCUUUCAGAUUGUGUUCACUUGUAUCCAGCUAACAUACAGCAUUGUAUCAAUGCAAGAUAUAUCACAAUUGAGACGAGUGUUUGGCAAACCACGUAAUGUUGGAAGUUAUUGGCCAGAGAUCCACAUCAUACGCGUACCUAAGGAGUGUGUUAACAAGACUUAUUGCACCAUCAUGCCCAAAUAUUAUCCACAAGAACGAUUCAACAAAUUGUUUGAAAAUAAAACUGUAAUCUCACAACCAUCACUUCUGUACGUUGACCCAAACCUCGCUAACAGAGUCGGCGAAGAGGAUUACGACGCCUGUGAAAGUACUUCAGAGAUUAACCCAUUGUCCAUGGUUAAAGAUCAAAAUAAUAUUUGGCGGUUGGUGGUGCAGGCGCCCGAACAUAACUUCCGACAAAUCGUUCAUAUGAAAGUCUGCAAGAAUCCAUAUAAAAAAUGCCAAAAUUACGGAUUCCUACCUCAUUAUAUUGUCUCGUACUGCAAACAGAGUUACGUCACCGCCAAUCUUCUGGUAACCAAAGGUGAAAGCGAUUUUGAAGAAAUAAAGGUAAAGUUACCAGCCUGUUGUCACUGUACUUGUAAGAAAAUAUAAUCACAUCACGCUGCAUAAGAAACGCAAAGACCUGCGAAGCUACACAAAGUGCAUGCGCUCCUAAUCGUUUUCAUAACGAACGAAUAGAAUUAUAGAUAUAUAUUCAAUUUGUUUUAACUU